This is a messenger RNA of Ananas comosus (pineapple), 3680 nucleotides long. RefSeq names its product putative U-box domain-containing protein 42. NCBI's taxonomy places the organism in Eukaryota, Viridiplantae, Streptophyta, Magnoliopsida, Poales, Bromeliaceae. Gene Ontology annotation, biological process: protein ubiquitination. The coding region runs from base 419 to 3463 and encodes 1014 amino acids. Gene Ontology annotation, molecular function: ubiquitin-protein transferase activity; protein binding. The record is from RefSeq and is a predicted model, not a curated record. The transcript has 6 exons.
GCUUAUGAGAGUGAGAUCCUAAUGACUUCUUAUAUACAGAUGUUGCGAGCACGAUAUAGAUAUACAUCGAUAAAGCACUUCUUAGAACAGUUCUUAGGAACAGCUCGAGCAUAACAAGAGCGUGGUGGUGGUGCAGUUCUCCGAUUCUGAUUGAUGGACCUUUUGACCUUGCAAGAGCUUUACAUAUAUAAUCACACAAUUAUGUGUAAUAAAGUUGUAUUCUCUGGGUUCAUCAUAGUCUACUAGGAAACAAGAAGUGAAUAACAUGCCACAUCAGAUAAGAACUGUCACAUCUAAAAUUAGUCUUCAGAAGGAACCAGAGUAUGAUAUGGGAAAGAGAUCUUGCAUUUUCUUCAGAGGGGGGGAACAGAGAGAGAGAGAGAGCACCUCUCAAUCCUGCUGAGGCCUUCGAAAUUGGAUGUCGCGGACUAAAAUUAAGGUUCAAAAGAAAAUUCUCAGUGAUUCAUUGCUAGUUUCUAUCUCCGACGUUAUGUCGUCGGUAGUUGAUGUGGAUACAGAACAAGAGACCUUCAUGGAAUUGGGAUCGUACCUUCACCGCACGUCUCCGGCCAUAAUGGAGCUGCGAAACUCCCCAGAAAACGCGACGGAGAUUCUAAAGUCCCUAAAUGCAAACGUCAGUCUGGCGAAGGAACUCGUUGCGAAGUGCAGCAGCGGAGCACAAUCAAUAGCGGAUGGCGAGCUCAAAGGCAUCAUUCAACAGCUGGAAGAAGUGAUCAGAAACAUCGGAGAAAGCCUCAGCAAAAUUCCAGCUUCGACAUUUCGCAACUGCGCAUACGCGGAAAUCGCAAUCAGGUCUCUCUCGAAAGAGAUGCGAGAGGCUAGAUUGCAAGCGAACGGAACUCGGCAGGAGAAUCGAUAUGCGGAGAUAAGAGAAUCGCAGGAAGACGGAACAGUUUCAGUUCAAAAUUCGAAUUUGGUGUCUCGCAAGCUCAGUUCGAAGAGCGGAGAGGAGCCGCGUCUGAUAGAUUUCCUUAAAGGGGUGUAUUACAGCGGCGAACAAGAAAGCGGAAGCGGACAGCUCGACACGCUCCCACAAUUAGCUCAAUUGGCGGAAUACGUCGAACCUUUGUAUGAAACAUUUUUUUGCCCGAUAACGAAGAAAAUCAUGGAUGAUCCAGUAACGAUAGAAAGCGGUGUGACGUACGAAAGAAAAGCUAUUGCUGAAUGGUUUGAGAAAACUAAAGACGAUUCCGAAGGCAUUACUUGUCCAGCCACAAAGACAAAGCUACAAAGUACAGCUCUAAACACUAACUUAGCAAUUAAAAGCACAAUACUGGAAUGGAUUGAGCGAAACGAAGCAACCAGAAUCAGAGUCGCCCGCACCGCUCUAUCGUUAGCGACAUCAGAGGCCAUGGUGCUUGACGCGAUUCGAGACCUCAAAUUCCUCAGUGAAAAGAAAAGAAGCAACAGGGAGAAAAUGCAUGGUAUCGGAAUUACAAAACUGCUCACCAGGUACCUGGAGAAUGACGACGCGGUACUACGGUUGGAAGCGCUGGAGCUUUUGUGCUUGUUGGUCGAGAACGAAGAAGGAAAGGUAAUAAUUGGGAAAACUAGAGCAAUAUCCAGGGCAAUCAAAAUGCUGUCAAGAAUCAAUACUUCAGAAAAGCACGCGGCUCUUUCGUUCCUGCUAGAGCUUUCCAAAUCUGACCUACUUCUGGAAAAGAUUGGAUCUGUCGUCGGAGGCAUACUGAUUCUCAUAACGAUGAAAUUCAACGAGUCUGCCGAUCCAUUUGCAUCAGAGAAAUCAGGAGAAAUUCUAAAGAAUCUGGAGAGAUGUCCGAUAAAUAUCAAGCGCAUGGCGGAAAAUGGCUUCUUAGAUCCCCUUUUGAACAAUCUUGUUGAAGGCACCGAAGACACCCAGAUGGAGAUGGUAAGCUACCUCGGUGAGCUUGCGCUAGAGCAGGACAUGAAGAUAAGCGUCGCAGAGAACGCCUCCGAAACCCUGAUCAAAAUGGUCCAAAGUGGAAACAGCAUGGUCCGAAAAGCAGCAUUCGGCGCCCUGGUCCAGAUCUCCUCCUACCACGCGAACAGCAAAGCUCUCGUGGAAGCUGGCGUGGUGCCGAUCAUGAUCGAGGAGAUGUUCACGCGAAAAAUCCACAACGAGCCGAUGGAGUCUAAAGACGAAGCCGCCGCGAUCCUAGCCAACAUACUCGAAUCCAACGUCGACCUCGAGAGCCUCCAAAUCAACAAGCAUGGCCACACCAUCACCUCCCAUUACUCCAUAUACAACAUCACCCACAUGCUGAAAUGUUCCGUGCCCGACGAACUCAACACGAACCUCGUCAAGAUGUUGCUCUCUCUAUCGAAACUCCCUAAAGCUUUAUCGACCAUCGUGUCGGUGACGAGAGAAACAGAAGUGAUCUGUACAGUCGUCGAGUUCUUAAACGCACCGUCGGAGGAGCUCACGGUCGUCGCAGCGAAGCUGCUGAUCACACUGUCGUCCCACAGCGGCCACACGAUCGCAGAUGGGCUAUGCAAGACCAGAGGGCAGCCAGAGAGCCUGAUCAAGAACUUCGACCACAAUUCGACAACCGAAAAACACGCAGUGUCAGCGAAUCUGUUAGCAAAGCUGCCCCACCGGAACGUAACACUCAAUCUAGCCCUUCUAGAGCAAGGCGCGGUACCGAUAAUACUCGACAGGAUACAAGUAAUACAGAGAGGCGAAACGAGAACAAGCAGAUACGCGAAGCUCUACGUCGAGGGCCUGGUUGGCAUCUUAGUGAGGUUCACCGCUACUCUCUACGACGCGGAUAUACUUCAAAUGGCUAUGGAGCAGAAUUUAACCUCGGUGUUCGUCGAACUGCUGGUGCGAACAUCAGGGAGCGACGAGGUGCAACGGCUCGCGGCAGUCGGGCUCGCGAACCUGUCGUCGGAGUCCAUCAGCCUCUCGAAACAACCAGACGCGACGCGGCAGAAGAAGAAGAGCUUCCUGCCAAAGUCCUUCAGCCUGCGCACGAAGAAGGAGGAUGCGAAGGGCCAAAGAAUCCAGCUCUGUCCGGUCCACAAAGGCGUUUGCUCCGCGUCUGCCACCUUCUGCUUAUUGGAUUCGAGAGCCGUGGAGAGGCUUCUCGGUUGCCUCGAACACGAAAAUCCUAAGGUGGUGGAGGCGGCGCUGUCGGCUCUUUCCACACUACUAGAUGAGAGGGUGGACGUGGAGAAGAGUGUGGGGAUACUAAGCGAGGUGGACGGAGUGCGGCACGUGCUGAGGAUACUAAGGGAGCACAAAGAACAGAGGGUGUGGCAGAAGUCAUUCUGGGUUAUUGAGAAGUUCCUGGCGAACGGCGACGACAGAUCGUUUAGAGACAUAUCGAGCGACAGAGUGCUGCCGUCUGCACUGCUGACAGCCUUCCAUAGAGGGGACGGAAGCACGAAGCAGGCGGCCGAGAACGUUCUGCGGCAUCUGAAGAAGAUGCCUGAGUUCUCAGGAAGUAUGAUCUUGUAACAUAUAUAUAUAUAUGUAUGCAUGUAUUCAGAAGAUUGUAUGAUGUUGUGUGUUUUAUUUAUGUAGUAUGUGCUAAACAAGCUGUGAGAUGUUUACUGCUGCUUCUUGUACAAAGAAUGUCAUGAUGUGUUUUUUUGGCACCUGCUCUGAUUCUCUACAGUGAAUUUGGAAUUUGAAUCAGAUUCAGAAGAGAGGGAAAGAUAGAUCCUCACUAUAA